Helicoverpa zea (corn earworm) is the source of this 3898-nucleotide messenger RNA. Its product is annotated as hemicentin-2-like. Gene Ontology annotation, biological process: synapse organization. NCBI's taxonomy places the organism in Eukaryota, Metazoa, Arthropoda, Insecta, Lepidoptera, Noctuidae. The coding region runs from base 192 to 1073 and encodes 293 amino acids. The record is from RefSeq and is a predicted model, not a curated record. Gene Ontology annotation, cellular component: neuron projection membrane. The transcript has 8 exons.
CGUAGCACCGGCCGCUCGUAGUUCACGUAGCGGCUCGUAGCCAGUACUGUUCAUAUUUCGGUGUAUGUGGUUUAUUCAGUGUAUAGUUCGUAAUGUAUGUGUGAAUUAAAUUGUGAAGUACUCAAAUGAUGUGUGUGUUGGAUACAAGUAUUUACGUGUUUGCCGAUAAGCCCGUUUGAUGGUUCGGAAAAAUGAUGAGAUGGCGACUGACUGGCGGCAUGGGCAUACAGCUUGCGGCGGCCAUAUUCUGCAUGCUGCCUCUCUUCACAUCAUCCACAGGAGACAUACGACAUCAUGGCACGUCAAGAGCUCGCGGGUGGCGCGCAGGCGUGCAGCCGGCCGCUGACGUCACGGCCAACAACACGGUCAGCAAUAUUACUGCUCAGCUGGGAGGCACGGCGUACCUGCACUGUUUGGUGGGGCAUUUGAGUGAGAGAGGCCAAGUGUCGUGGAUCAGGAAAAGAGAUUGGCACAUCCUCAGCUCCGGGAAGUUCACAUAUACCAAUGAUGAACGGUUUCAGGUAUUACAUGGCGAAGGUUCAGAAGACUGGACUUUGCAGAUCAAAUUCGUGCAGAAGAGAGACAACGGGACUUACGAAUGUCAGGUGUCAACGCGAACAGGCAUCGUGUCCCACUACGUGCGGCUGCAGAUAGUGGUGCCAGAAGCCUUCAUCCUGGGCUCCGGAGAGCACCACGUCGAUCUCGGCAGUGUCAUACAUCUUAUAUGCAUCGUUGAGAAGAGCCCAACACCACCCCAAUACGUGUUCUGGUACCACAACGACCGCAUGAUCAACUACGAUGCUACCCGCGGUGGCAUCACAGUGGAAACAGAACCGGGUGCGCGCACGCAGUCGCGGCUGACCGUGCGCGGCGCCACGCUCAAGGACUCCGGGAACUAUACGUGCAGCGCGAGUAAUACGGAGCCCGCUUCCAUACAUGUCUUCGUUUCUGAAGGCAGUAACAAAAUGGCGGCGAUCUUACGACGCAACACGAGCGCUAUCCACGGCAUCACCACCAGCGGCACGUGUCUGCUGCUCCUGACGUCAGUGCUCAUGCACUUCGGUCUCCGAUGACGUUAGUGCGGGAUGCGAGCGAAGCAGCACUGUAUGAGAGAGUAGGUAGCAACGGGUAUAGGUAGCACUGUUGCUAAGAGUGACGGGUUCUUUUUUUAAAAUUGGUUUACUUAAUUCUUUUUUUUCGCAAAGAUUGUUAUUAGAGGUUUUAUUCCGGUAAAGUGAUAAAUAUUAUUAUUAUGGAGUCUUUCGCAUUUUGAGAUAUUGCAAUAAAGAAUUCGAAUACACACCAAAUUACACGAAAUAGACACAUUUAUUACAAUAAUAAUUACUUAAAUCGUUUUAUGCACGUGUCUGCAGCUCCUGACAUGAGUGAUCAUGCACUUCGGUCUCCGAUGACAUUAGUGCGGGGCCGAACGAAGCAGCACUGUAUGAGAGUGUAGGCACUGGUAGUUGAGUAACGGGUUCUAUUUUUUAAAUUAUUUUUUCUUCUUUUUUUAAACCCAGCGCAAAAUGAUGGGUGUUUUAAGUUUGACUGCUAUGUGUGUCUAUCUGUGGCACCGUGGCUACAAUACAAAGCCAUAUAUGGAGGCCGAACUAUAUGGUUUUCUUCCAGGAUUUUUCAUUUUAUUAUACUGAUGAAAAGAAGAUGGACCUGUUCGGAUGAGGUUUUUUACUGCCGAAUGAUGUGUAUUCUUGUUAUUGUCUUGUUCAAGAAAAAAGUUGAAAUAGUGAUAUAACUCUAUGUUUACUAUUUGUAAUAUUGGAACUUGUUAUAUUUUCACAUUUGUAAUAUUGGAAUGUAUUUUUCUCGGACUUUGAUGAAUAAUGGAUUUGAAUGGCACUUAUUUGAAUAGUUCUGAGUGGUCACUUUAAAAUAAUGCUUAGACAUGCCAAGCAAUGUCACACAUUUUAAUGAUUUGUAUGAAUUCCCAAAACUCAAUUACAUUCUCAAUUUACUUUACAUAUUGCAACCCAAAAUAUAUUCACAAACUAUAUAUUAUAAAAUAUAUUAUGAGUGUAUUGAAAAUCAAUAGUCACAGGACCUCAUACAGUGCUAACUUAGAAAAUUAAUUACUAAAAAAUAAAUUAAUAAACCAAUCAUUGAAUUGUAAAAUAAGUUGAUUGUAACUUAGUUAACGUAAAACAAAUAUAUGACGUAACUUAGUUACUUAUUUAGAUUAAUUUAGAAUGUAUUUAUUAUAUAGGCACAAUAUUGUACAGUUAAACAAUUCUUAGUAUUAUGAACUUGCUGGAUUUUGAUGUUAAACGUUAAGUUUUUUGGUACUAGAUAUUGAAACAGUAGGUAUUAUGAUGUUUUAAAACUAUACUUGUUACGUAAAGAUUUGGAGUUAUUUGUCCAAAAUUGAGCCAUCUCUUACUAACAAUAGUUUCAAAACGUCAUAAUAAGGCUACGGCUUAAUCAGGCAGUUUAGCAAGUCUGAAUUUUUCAAUAAGGGUACGAGCACAUUAAUGAACUAAAUAUGCAGUGAAAAAAGCGUCAUCUCAUAAGUGUGCAACAACCCUAAUAGAUACCUACUCACUAAAAUAAAUAUUAUACAAAGAAGAAAAUGGAAACCAAACCUUAAAAUUCAAGUAAUUAUAAACUUAAUUAUAAAUUGUUGUUCUCAAAACUUAAGCCACGAAAAUAUAAAAGUGUUAAACAAAAUUAAUUGUAAACAUUCUGUCAUUAAAAAUAAUGCUCAAAAAUUAUAUUAAUCAUCUGAUACUUGUAUGUACAUAGUAAGUAAUGGUUCGAUUCAUUAAAUUGUAAAUAAAUAAAGCCUGUGUAAUGGCAUUAUAUUAUAUUGGCCAUUUCAAGAUGGCCGCCGGCGCCUAUGUUGAUUGCGAAAACCAAACUCUUACUGAGGUCACUUAUUGGUAAGAAAUAAAAUUAUAAAUAAAUUCUAGCAGUCAAAUGUUAAAAAAAAUAGGAUUCAUGCUCUGCAGUCAACAAGACAGUGAAACAAGCACAGUUGUUAAAUAAAUUAAUGAAAAUAAUUUUUGAGUGCAUGGAUUUUUUUUUCAUUGAAAUAAGUGAAUGUUGUCAUCAUCAUACCAAAAAGCAAUGUUUCUUUUGCGGAAUUUACUCAGUACUGCAUUUUUUUUUUUCUUUGGAUACCUACUUAUUAAUGUUUCACCCUUGAACACGAUAGAUUUCAUAAUGAGGUCAAUUAAAUUAUACGUAUGUGUAAAAACCUGAAAUUUUUAUAAAAAUUAUAAUAAUACCCUGUGCCAGAUAAGUUACAUUUAAAGUAAUAUUCGUCACUUAUUUUGAACUCACUCUUAUCUCAGAAUUUGUAUAGACAGAAUUAUUUCAAAUUAUUAUCCUGGUCUUACUGUAAUCAUUGAUAUUUGUAUUAAAAUUAAAUUCUCAGGAAUUAAAAUUAAGAUAUUUCUAAUGUUAAGCUGUUUGUUGUAAAAUCUAUUUUGAUAUUUAGACAUUUGAUAAUAAUAAACAUGGGAAACUUUUUAAAACUAUGCCAGAACAUAAGGUACAUAAAAUCAAUCUGGACUGUUUAAAACUCAAGUUAUUUUCGCACAAACUUCGUUAUGAAAUAAAUCAAAUGUCUAAUUACCAAUAUAAAAAUAUAAUUUACCGUUAGAAUCGCCAUUACCAUUAUUCUAUGGUAAGACCAUAGACUAGUAUAGCCAUGUAAAAUACCACAAGUAUACUUGAAAUAAGGUUUGAACGUUUCAUUCUAAAAGAUUAUUCUCUUGUACAUAAAACAUGACAUUAUCAUAAAAAAUAGAAAUAAUAAAAUUAGUCGAAUAGUCUUACUAUUAGUUAAUUUGUAAAUAUAUUCAUCAGUGUUAUUAACAAUCAUUUAAUGUAAAUAAUAUUUCGGUGAUCAUGUAUGCAAUAAAUAAUAAAUUUCCUUGGA